UUGUGUAUGUGUUGAAUUUCGUAUCUGAAGAGGCACAGAAUCCACAGAUUACUCCUUCCCAUUCGCCUCAAUGUUCCAAUAGCAGCACCGCCCUUUUGUAACUUCACUUUCAAAACGUCCAUGAAAAGCAUACACUUUAUAUAUAUCGUAAGUUCGUAUUUUACCUAUCCACCACUCUCUCUCUCUCUGAUUUGAUGUCUUCUCCGUAUCCUGCACCCUUUACACUUCUUCAAUCUCCUGUUCCCGUCCAAUCCACUUUGCUCAAUACCCCUUUCUUCUUCAGCAACAUCUACAGAAGCCACUAUAGGAAAACACAACAUGGUAAGCUAGUUGUCCUCACAACACUGUCACUCUCUUCAACAAAUCCUAACCCACCUGUACAUGGGAAUUACCUGGUUGAUAAAGUUGAGGUUUUACCUAUCAAACAAGCAGAAAAGAACCUGGGUAUUGAUAAGAGAACUAGUAGAUUUCACGUACAAGAAUUGGCAGAUAGAAUUAGAGAGUUACCCUCUAAAGAAAGAACUGAAUUUCUCAGUUCUUAUGUCAAAGAUGGUGGCUUUAGUACCAUAUCUGGAGCCAAUGAUGUGCUCAUGGCUUUGUUUAUAGCAGAAGAUCCAGACUUUGCCUUGAAACUGUUUUCUGAUUUAUCAUCUUAUGAGCUAGAACCAGAUUCUUGGACAUUUUCCAUUGUCCUCAGGUGCCACUGCAAGAAAAACCAGCUGGAUGAGGCUAAACAAGUCUUGGACUAUAUGGUAGAGGAGGGUUUUCACCCAGAUGUUGUAACUAUCACUAUUCUCAUAAAUGCACUGUGCAAAAGAGGUAGAAUGCAGAGAGCUUUUGAGGUUUUUGAUUUCAUGGGCACAAUAGGUUGCAAGCCCACAGUUCAGACAUACAAUUGCUUGUUAAAGGGGUUGUGUUAUGUGGGGAGGGUGGAGGAAGCAUUUGAAUUGUUGUUAAAAAUCAAGAAAGAUUCAAUGAAGCCAGACGUUUAUACAUACACAGCUGUUAUGGAUGGUUUUUGUAAAGUGGGUAGGUCAGAUGAGGCAAUGGAAUUGCUAGAUGAAGCUGUGGAGAUGGGAUUGGCACCAAGUGUGGUCACUUACAAUACAUUGUUUCAAGGGUAUUGUAAGGAGGGAAGGCCUUUGAAGGGUAUAGUUGUUUUGAAGCAAAUGAAGCAGGGGAAUUGCAGGCCCGAUUGUAUAAGUUAUAGCACCCUGUUGCAUGGAUUGCUAAAAUGGGGUAAAAUCCGGUCAGCGCUACGAACUUAUAAGGAAAUGGUGGAGGAUGGUAUUGAAGUAGACAAAAGGAUUAUGAAUCUUCUUUUAAGAGGGUUAUGCAGGAGAUCCUGGAAAGAAAAAGACCUGCUAGAAGAUGCACAUGAAGUGUUUGAGAAAAUGAAAACUGGGUUUUAUGACAUAGACCCCAGUACCUACUGCCUAAUGAUCCAAGCUUUAUGCAAGGGAGGGAAGAUUGAGAAGUCAUUGGACAACCUGCAUGAUAUGAUACGAAUGGGGAAUUCUCCAGGAGCAAUCACCUUUAACAAUGUAAUUCUAGCACUUUGUGCUGGAGACAGGGUAGAUGAGGCUUUGUUAAUUCUGGUCCUCAUGGAUGAAAGAAUAAUAAUCCCCAGCAGAAUGUCUUAUAACCUCUUAAUCGAGGGGUGCAAUAAACGGAGAUGGCCCUUGGCCGCUUGUAGUAUAUAUGGCACAGCGUUGAAGCGAGGUGUGAUUCCCAAUAGCAAGCCAAGAUAAAGAGAAUUAAGUAAUUGAGAGUAUGACUUCGAAUAUAAUAGAAUUGCAAAAAAGAAUUUAGUAGCAGUAGUGAUUGUUGUUGUUGUUGUUGUAGUGAUAGUAGUGUAUAAUUUGAUUCAUUGCUCGAUGUAAUUCUCAAUUAUUGAUAAACUGCAAAAUGUUUCAUUAUAAAUUUAUAAUACUCUGCACCAGUGAAUGUGUGUUACGAAUUA
Messenger RNA from Quercus lobata, 1963 nucleotides. RefSeq names its product pentatricopeptide repeat-containing protein At1g09900-like. The transcript has a single exon. Lineage: Eukaryota; Viridiplantae; Streptophyta; Magnoliopsida; Fagales; Fagaceae. Gene Ontology annotation, molecular function: mRNA binding; protein binding. Bases 195 to 1751 code for a protein of 518 amino acids. The record is from RefSeq and is a predicted model, not a curated record.